UAACAUCGUACUUUAAGAUAUACUGUCAUCAAGAUGCAUUGAUUAAGAUAAUUAUAAAGAUUAUAGCUGACCCAUUUGCUGGUACCUUAUCCAAUAAUAUGGUGAUGGCAGGAAACGAAAAUGUGCCAGGAGCCUUGGCAGAUAAUCCACUAUCUGCGAGACUGCAAUGGCUACGUCAGCACAGAGAAGUCUUACAAGGAAAGCUUGUCCAAAAAAAUAAUGAGCUGAAAAACCUGUGUAUAGAAGAGGCAGAGUUAACUGGAAUUUUACCACUGGAAAUACCUCUGGAACCUGGCGAAAGUCCACCAAUUUUUCGUAAAAAAGCGAGCACUUCCUUUAUACAUCCACAAAAAUUGAUCCCUAAGCUGAAGACAUCUGAUAUUGAGGAGUCUGAGUUGGAGUUGGAGAAGCAAAUACAACUUGGAAUUGUGGAAGCUGCAUUGGGUGUUAUCAAUGAUCCUACAGAAAGUAAGGCCACACGACGUAAACAUAGGCUUGCUUAUCAGCAAAGUCAGCAAAGACUGCAAGAGUUAGAGACACAGCUGAACUUUAUUAGGCAAACCCGUGGUAAAACACAGCGUCCAACUCAAUUUCCAGUAAACACAGGAAGUUACAAUAUGCAACCACAUUCACAUGUUAACGUAAAGCACAGGACAAAGAAACCACGACCACCUUUAGAUAGUACAGGAAAUGAGAUAACAAGUCCAAAGUCUAUUGGAAGAAGUAUUCUUCAUGAACCUGGUAUAAGUUUGAGUCCCUUAGCACCUGAAAACGAAUCAAAUACUUACAGUGGACAUGGAUAUAAGGAGCAAUUAACUAUACCGAGUGUUUGUAAUCAUCACCAUAGUGGCACGUAUCCCGGCAUAAGCCCAGUCGAACAACCGAAUAUUAAAAUUGUGGAACACGAUCACAAUGAUAAUCACAACGUCUACAUUUUACCCAAUCAAUAUCGCGCGCGUACGUAUUCUCACGGAAGUGGCGGAUCUUGUGGACAUUAUCAGGAUACCGAGAGAAUGUAUCGACCUUAUGUGCCGAACACAUAUACCGAAAACGAGCGUCAAAUGCGCUACCUUAAAUUCCAGCAUAUGCAAAAGCAACAACAAUUGCAGAAUCAUAUCCAACAGCAGACCCACAGACUACAAUAUUCAAAUUCCUUUGAAUACAAGCAUCUCGAUAAUGCGGAUAUCUUACGGCGAAGUGGACAGGGAACCUAUGAUAGAGAUUUUCGUUCAUCUCAUUACUUGCCCAUCGAUUACCAGGCCUACUAUAGGGACAGUGCACAGUCUCAGCAGAUUUUACAGAGACGAGAUCGUGAUUCAUCAUCUUGCGUUAAGAACACCUCGCGGCACAGUGGUGGCAGUAUAUCAAUUGAGGCUCCAUUACCACCUGGUUAUUGGAUGCGCCAUAAUGACGAUAUUCACUGGGUGAGCAUAGACGAGCCCGACAGAUUCGGUAGUUUAGAUCGCAGACGUCGAAAUGCUCAACACAACAGUGUCAGUGAGGCGAAUCUAGACACGCAAUCGCGUUAUCGCACGAUUGCUAUUACAUGUACUAAAAGCUCAUCGAGCAGCAAUGUUACCGCGUCAUCUCAUCAGCAUCCCUCCGUUCAUUUACUGCCGUUGUCCGAGCAACAAACACCAACAAAUAAGAUGCUGCUGCGUACACAAUCAUUGGGAAGCGUAGAGACCUGGAACUCAAGUCAUUUGCAUGAUUCGCACGAUGAUAAGGAUGCGUCUACGACGGAAUACACCAAUAACAAUCGUAAGAGUCGUCAAAAAGAAUGGUACGAAACAUCAUUAGAUGCAGGAGUAAGUGUAGGUUUAGAUCAUAACCUGAUUACCGCACGAAAAAAUGUGCAUUAUCAAUCGAGUCCACCACUUGCUCGUAUCAAAACUGUUACUAUUAACGAGAAGGCAAGAAAUAAUCAGACAACAAGCGGACCGCCGCUGCCGGUGAAUCCUGCAAACCGUCACAAGAAAGAUAAGCCCAGGGAGCAGCAGCACGCAGUGCAACAGUCUCAUCCUCAUUACAAUCAGUCCACGACCAGGUCGAAGGUAUUGGAGAUACCAGCCGAAUCAAAGCCAUCCAUUGACGUCUGCGAUAAUGUGAUACGACCAUUAGGCUCACCGCAAAACUGUACGGUUGUACAGCCAGGAAAAUAUCAACCAUAUAGGGAAGUGACAAAGCCUUUUGAAAUGUCGGACUUUUACAAGUAUUCAACAAAAUUCCGCAAGAGAAACGAAGCUGCCGCGCAAUCUGAGGUCGGCAACGGAGAUUCCCCGCUCCAGGAGAACCAUCCCGCAGAAACAGGCACCGCUGAUUUAUCUAGAGAUCCUAAUUCUUAUAAUUUUGGACCAAAUGAUAAUGUUACCGCUAGUCCGGUACAAAGAAGACUCUAUCAGCCGGUACAACGCAUGACAUGUCAACCUUAUCUCUCAUCGUUGAGAUAAUUGUUUGCGCUCGCGUAUAUAAAAUUUAUUCAUGCAUGUCACAUUAUCACAUAAGUGU
This is a messenger RNA of Cyphomyrmex costatus, 2508 nucleotides long. It is a transcript of the gene sstn, whose product is annotated as stepping stone. The transcript is spliced from 4 exons. Gene Ontology annotation, biological process: establishment of epithelial cell polarity. Bases 99 to 2450 code for a protein of 783 amino acids. NCBI's taxonomy places the organism in Eukaryota, Metazoa, Arthropoda, Insecta, Hymenoptera, Formicidae. The record is from RefSeq and is a predicted model, not a curated record.